Heteronotia binoei (common prickly gecko) is the source of this 855-nucleotide messenger RNA. Its product is annotated as transmembrane protein 126A-like. The transcript has 5 exons. Gene Ontology annotation, biological process: mitochondrial respiratory chain complex I assembly. Gene Ontology annotation, cellular component: mitochondrion. Bases 215 to 835 code for a protein of 206 amino acids. NCBI's taxonomy places the organism in Eukaryota, Metazoa, Chordata, Lepidosauria, Squamata, Gekkonidae. The record is from RefSeq and is a predicted model, not a curated record.
GGAUUCGAGGGGAAGCGGCGCGGGAGUCAUGUGACUCACCAAGAUGGCGGCCCCCGCGGGGAGGGCGUGCAUGGUGCUCACGCUGUGAAACGAGCGUUUGCUUUGCGCCUGCUUAUCGGGGCGGAGGCGAAUUUUCUUAGUGGCGUUUUGAGGAAUUCGUGUAGGGAUCGGCUUUUGGGGAGGAGGAAGGGAGCGCUAGCUUGCUGCAACGAAGAUGGCGAGUGAGGCUCUCGAUCCUUUCUCGAGAACACAGAGACUCCUGGCACAAGACCGGUCGGAGAUUCUGCGAGAACGGUUUGAGCGGCUUCCAGCAAACGACCAGAGUUUAUUUCGAACAGGAUCCGUCGUCCUUGGGUUAAACUCAAGCUUGUGCGGCUUAAUAGCAAACAACUAUCUGAGGAGAGCCCUGAACAUAACCCAAGCUCGGGUUGCAUCCGCCCUGCCCAUGGCGUUCCUGCCAUUUGUCUCUACUGUGGCUGUUUAUGAAGCUGCCAUUUCCCAACCUUUAAUGCAAGGUGAUCUGAAUUGUGCAGCUUGUGCCUCAGUCAGAGGAGGAUUAAUUGGAGCCUUUAUGGGCUGUCUGUAUCCUGCACUCAUGGCUAUUCCGCUCAAUGGAGGUCUCGCGACUAGGUAUUCCACAGCUCCUUUGCCAGGUAAUGAGAACACGUUCCGGUACUGGAUGAGAGUCUGCAAUCCGGCUUACAGAAAACUGAGAUUUGCGGCAAUCUUGCAAGCUGCGCUGGGAACCUACUUGGGCUCAAAGUAUUAUGAUAUAUAUAUCAAAAUGCUUCAGUUGCCUGAAGCUGGGAGGGAUUCUGAAGAACUCAGUGAUUAAAAUGAGAAUUUUUACAGCUA